CGUGUACAAUUCAACUCGUUUUGUUGAAAAGAAUUCUCGUGAAAAUGUUUUCGAAACUUUUCCACGUUUGAAACCACCGAAAUGGUAUUUGGUAUAUAUAUAGAGUGAAGCGGAGGACGGUUUUGGCAAUUACCCAAAAGCUAGAAGGUCCGGUUACUGAUUUCUCCAUGUUACUUUCGACUUGGAAAGAUUUGUUACUGUUGGGUCCCAAGAGAAAAUUUUCAUCUCAGUUUCAAUCCCAUUGCGGAUCCCGUUACUCUCGAGCUAGAUUUGCUGGAGGAUAGGAGUGUCAAAAUUGAACCGAAAAUUAUCCAUUUUCUUGAUAUAAUAAUUUACAUAGUCUCCGUUUUAUCACUUAUCAGAAAAACGAUACCGAAAAAUAAUGGGGCACCCAAACGGUUCGGAUUUCCGGCAAACGCCCGGUUGGAAGGUCAAUCUGUGUUGAUACUUGAGACAAAAUUCACUCUCCUCAUCCACAAAAACUAAACUGAUCUCCUCGUAAGGCAAAUCUAAAGCGCAAAUGGGCACGCCUCAUGGGUCAACUUGAAGAACCAUUCUUGUGCUCUUGAGCUCUCAUCUUCGCUUCACCGUUCGGCUCUCUCUCUCAGUCUGAAGGGAACUUGCCGUCCUGGGUGAUUGGAUACCCAACAAGGAUGAAAUCAGCGAGAAUCAUUGAGGUCUGUAGAAUGGGCAUCGUCAACUACUUGGAUGCACUCAAGCUCCAAGAAAGACUAAUUGCUGCUAGAAAGAGUCAUAAAAUUCCAGACACAUUAUUAUCUUUGCAACAUCCUCCCACUUAUACCCUUGGGAAAAGAAGGACGGAUCAUAAUUUGCUAGUCCCUGAGUCAGACCUUGGAAAGAUGGGAGCUAAACUUUACUACACUCAAAGAGGCGGAGACGUUACAUUUCAUGGUCCGCAUCAAGCCAUCUUGUACCCCAUCAUUUCUCUCCGUGAUAUUGGUCUUGGUGCUCGGAAAUAUGUGGAAAAACUUGAGUUGACUAUGAUUGAAUUAGCAUCUCUGUAUGGCGUGAGGGCUUGCCCAGGAAAAUCAGGUGAGACUGGGGUUUGGGUUAGUGAUAGAAAGAUUGGUGCCAUUGGGGUUCGUAUAUCAAACGGAAUCACCUCUCAUGGGCUGGCAUUCAACAUUAAUCCUGAUUUGAACUACUUUAAGCAUAUUGUCCCUUGUGGCAUUGAGGAUAAAGAUGUCACGUCAUUAAAGAGGGAGACUGACAUGGUGCUUCCCACAGAAGAAGCGAUUGAGGAUCAGCUAAUUUCUUGUUUUGUGACCCAAUUUGGGUAUACUAGCAUUGUAUGGAAGGACGAAGAAUCUUUAUUAUGUGGUGAUGAGGGGGAUACUAGAUGAAGGGUCAUAAAAACCCUUUCGAUUCAUGUAAACUAACAACCUUAUACCAACGAGACAGAAUUUCCAUUGAUUUAUUCCCAGGAAAAAAGAGUAUGAUUCUUUUGAUUCAUCAUGAAAUAGGUGCUGUUGCUGGUGGAUAUAGUUACAUUUGAGGUACCUUUUUUCUACUAAUUUGUCGUGCCUGAUGUUCUUUUGGUUUGUCUAUUUAGAAUGGAAACUGAUUAGCUCUUCAACAA
Molecule: messenger RNA, 1600 nt
Organism: Eucalyptus grandis
Lineage: Eukaryota; Viridiplantae; Streptophyta; Magnoliopsida; Myrtales; Myrtaceae
Product: octanoyltransferase LIP2, mitochondrial
Exons: 2
Coding region: 654-1364 (236 amino acids)
Biological process (GO): protein lipoylation
Cellular component (GO): mitochondrion
Molecular function (GO): lipoyl(octanoyl) transferase activity
Source: RefSeq, a predicted model, not a curated record